AUGAAACGCUUCCCAGAAGGCAUUCAGAAGGAGAAGACAAGAACCAAGAAAGCCCUGGGAUCGCUCACUUUUGGCUCAGAGUCAUCUUCAUCUUCCAGACCUUCCCCUCCUUUGGACAAGGAGAGGGAAGAUUCUACAACGAGAGACUUCCUUGACAGAAUAUUAAUUUCUUUUCAGGGUUUAAACUUGACCAUCAUACCUUCAACCUUUGAAGAGAAAUACGAUCCAAAAGAGUAUGAUAACCCUGGAGAUUUUGCAAUUGCAACAGCACGUGGUAAGGCAGAAGAAGUUGCCAAGAGAGUGAGAGAUGACAUUUCCAAUAAGUUUGUGGUCAUUGGUGCUGAUACUUGCAUCAGUCUUGAAAAUCAAGUGUUUGGUAAACCUAAAGACCAUGAAGAUGCAUUUAAGAUGCUAAGUUUGUUUAGUGACUGCAGUCAUAAUGUUGUUACUGGAGUGUCAGUGCUGAUACAAGAAGGAGAAACAUGGAAUGAAAUCUCCUUCUGUGAAACAACAACUGUAAAAUUUGGCAAAUUGGUGGAUGAGGAAAUUGAUGCCUACAUUGCAACAGGAGAACCUAUGGACAAGGCUGGUGGCUAUGGAAUUCAAGGUCUAGGAGGUACCCUUGUGGAGUCUAUUGACGGAGACUAUUAUAAUGUAAUGGGGUUUCCACUCCAUAGAUUUUGUUGUCAUAUGGCUGCUGCUAUAGAGAAAGUCACGAGCUAGAUAUCUUUAUAAAUGAUGUGUUACUUUGUAGGUAAAGUACCAUAAUAGUAUCACCUUACCACUAAAUUUAAAAGAAAAUAAAUUUCACAAAUAGAAUGAAAGUUUUGUAUCUGUACUGUAUGUGCUUUAUUUAUUGAUAAUGAGUGAAUACUUUUUACUUGCUUUAUUAUUUAAUGCCAGUUUGCUAACAUAAUUACUUUCAAUUUGUUAUUAUUUUAUAUCCUUGCCAACUCCUUUUUUGUUCAGAAUGAUAGCACAGGCAACUGUUGCUAUACAGGUGGGUUAAGUUUCAUAAAAGAGCCCCAUCUACUGAUUAAAAUUUGAAUUAAACCUACAAUUAACUAAAGAUUAAAAGGAAACUGAAUUAUUUAAGGAAAUGAAAUAAAGUAAUGUCAUAGAAAACAAUACAGUUUGGAAUAAAACAGCAGAAAAGACUGCACAAUCACCAAUUCCAAUCCAUCAACUUUAAAGCAUGUAUCUUAAUUAGGACAUUAAAAAAGAAGUAUAAAAUAACUAAAGCUAAAGAAAUUAUAAAAAAAGAGAAUG
This is a messenger RNA of Macrobrachium nipponense, 1269 nucleotides long. RefSeq names its product dTTP/UTP pyrophosphatase-like. The transcript has 5 exons. Bases 1 to 723 code for a protein of 240 amino acids. Gene Ontology annotation, molecular function: nucleoside triphosphate diphosphatase activity. The record is from RefSeq and is a predicted model, not a curated record. NCBI's taxonomy places the organism in Eukaryota, Metazoa, Arthropoda, Malacostraca, Decapoda, Palaemonidae.